Molecule: messenger RNA, 4272 nt
Organism: Tilletiaria anomala UBC 951
Lineage: Eukaryota; Fungi; Basidiomycota; Exobasidiomycetes; Georgefischeriales; Tilletiariaceae
Exons: 2
Coding region: 1-4272 (1423 amino acids)
Source: RefSeq, a predicted model, not a curated record
AUGUCUAUGCAGCAUCCGCAAUCGCUGCGCUCGCGGCGCUCCUUUGCUGCUGCGACAAGCACGGCACAGGAAUCACCGUUACUGUCACCGUUGAUGCAACCGAGGAAGCUAGCAGCAUCCUCGCAUGUCAGUACAGUCUCAAGGAUCCCGUUGCCUUCGCUCUCUAUACAUCCCCAUCACCAAGAUCAGCAACAAAUGCACAUCAAUUCAAGGUCAGCACCUACUUCACCUGCGCAUGCGUUCCGGCCUCUGGCUUCUCCGCUUCGCGCUGGUCCGAAACACCCUGCUCUGGCUUCCGCCACACCGCUGCCGCGGCACGCUUCACCUUCACCAUCUGAUCUCACGACCUCCUCCCACGAUGAUGGCAGUGGUGACGACGGUCAGGACAACACUGUGCUGCCUAUUGCCAGCUUUCACAGUUCACUGCCGCCGCCAACAGCGCCGGCGGUGGGAACAGCAGCUGCAGUGACGCGGCAAGCGGCUGGUGCGAUCGCGACGGCUGACUUUGAGCGCUGGAAACGGUACCAGCAAGGCUUGCUCCUGCUCUCGCCCCCGCCGUCUUCGUCUCCACUUUGCGACUCCGAUGCAGCCGCCGCCGCUGACGCCGCUUCCGCAAUGCGUGCGGGCGACUUCGGCCAUGCAGCCAAGCGCCCAGACGUGGCGCAUCGCCGCCCAGCAGCAGCUCCAGUCGCGCGCAAGCUGACAGUUACAACGAAUGAAACCCUCACCCCAUCGCCUCCAAGGCCCUCGUCCCUUCCGCGCCCACAGAGCCUCACUUGCACACCGCAGCAGCAGAGGCAGCCCAGAAGUAUGCCUUUUGGCUCCUCGCCUGCCGCUUCCCCUGCGCCCACGCCGUCGCCCACGCCGUCGCCAUCGUCUAGACCUAAGCCUGGACCUGGAUCUGAGGCCCGCAGUGCGACGCUGCAUGCAGGGGCGAAGAGCGACGCGUCGGUGCCGGCUUUGGCCGCAGCUGCAGCUUAUGCUAUCAAUAGACCGACGAGUGUUGGUGUUCGAAAGGAGCUGGAGACAGGGAAGGAGCUGGGUGGCAUCACUACUAACACCAGUUUGAAUGUUGGCCCGUCCGACUCACCCAAAGCAACCUCAAUAGCAACGCCGUUGCAGACAUCUAGAGAUAGAGCUGGUGCCUUGCCUGUGUCCAAACUUACGCCGGUCCAGGCGGUCAGUCCGAUCGCGACAUCAAUUUCGAUCUCGAGCAAGGCGAGGUCGAAACUCUUUUGGCGCUCCAGCAGCUCAACUUCUCCAGGUACUGCGACAAGUGCCCAACCAUCUUCGACCGGUGCGAGUGGGAAUGCUGCAACCGCUUGUCCUGCUGGUCUAACCAUCAGCUCGCCGACCAAUUUUCAGCACGUCCAGUCUGGUAAGGCUGCUCUAGAUCCCGUCGCUGCCUUUAGCAACGCGCUCGACCUGAGCGGUAUCAGUCCAGAAGGCGAUAAGUCAAUUGGCGUGCAGCUGAGUCCGCGUCCAAUCCCCGUACCUCCUUUUCUCAAGGAAACGGCAACAAAGAGCGUGCCGAAUACGCCGCUCUCGCUGAGAGCUCGUCCGCUUCUAGCGCUUAGCGCGGAGCCGGCUUCAGCUUCGGCUCGGCAUAGGCUGCACAUUGCUUUGGGAGACCGGACGCAUAGCAACGAUACGGCUGAUGCGACCGGGUCCACGGCUACAUCUACCUUUGCAGGUUGGCCCCGUCAGGACCAUGACCCUGAAAGUGCGAAUGCCAAAGGCGAUAUGAAUCUCCUGCAGCUGGACACGGUGGAGGCUUCCCCCAUCAGGCUCGCUGGAGCCGCAACGCUUGCUCGGAGGGCUGCCGUCGCCGAUGCUGUCCUGGGCAGUGGCGGUGCCAGUGGAGAUCCUCCUGUCGGUAUUCGUCAAAGGCAGAGCAGCAGGGAACUUCCGCUCGCACUCGCCCAACUUGAGCGCGAGCGCUUACAGGAAAUCGAGAGUGUGCCGGUGCACAUGCCAAACCCUGCCUCGCUCACGCAGCCGUUCGGGCUUAAGGGCCACCCAGAGAGGCAUCAAUUUUUGGUGGAGGGGGUGACUGAAAGCCAUCGCUUGGCUUCGGACGGUGUCCAGUCGGCAGAUUGUCGACUUACGUCGUCGCCUCCCUUGCGCCCGGAUGUCUUUGCACUUCUAGGGCCGCAGCUGCAGCGUUCCAAAAGUGAGAGCGUCUCUUCAUCCUCGCAAACACCGUCGCCGCAGGCCAGUGCAGACAGGGAUUCUUCAAGCUUCUUUGUGCCGAGAAGUGCGGGGCAGAGAAGCCCGUCAAAUGCAACGCCGUUAGCCCUGCCUGCGCGGCGCUCACUUGACGAAAAGUUACAGUGUGCCAAAAACGGCAUCGCCCGACGCGUCAAUUACGCACGUCCGUUCCGUAAAAGCAACCCUCCUACUGAACCUGAUGCACAGGCGCAAGAUGCGCUGCCUGCCAUGACAACCCCUACCCGCCCACUGCUGCCCAUGCGGAGGUCGAGCUCCACGGGCAGCAUUGCACGGCGUAUCGCCCAGCGCGACCAUACGCCAGAUCAAAGGCCUAUUGCGUCCCGCAGGUGCGCCAUGCCUGCGGACACUGCUGCAUCAUCACAUCAUCGCCAAGUGCGUUCUCAAAGCGCUAUUAACGAUUUGCGACCUGCUGCCCUUUCGUGCGCUGCUGUGGCCACUGCGACACCGUCUUCGCCUAUGAUUCUACCGGCAGUUUCGACCCCGCCAAAAGCAUUUGCUCAGCAUACAUCUUGCGCGUCCAGUUCAGGCGAGAAUGCGACGCCUGGCUCGUUUGACACUCCGUCCACUGCUCCCCGCGCUCUCACAGCUUCCCCGAGCACUGCAAUGAGCGACACCGAGUCGCCUCGAACAAGCAUGAGCAUGAGCCCUAUGCAGCCUCUCGCAGGGCUCGCAUCUGUCGGACCUCGGUCGAUCUUCGCGAAAGCCCUACCUAAGAGCAAGCACGCAUUCUACGAGGACGACGCGCUCCUGCCUGCACCCGAACAGUUCACCGACGCUGAUGUCGACGUGUUCGGCAAAAAGGCUGCGCCUGCUGCCGCUGCACGAGUCUAUGAGCAAUGGCAUUUGCCUGGUACGACACAUGAUCGCCUUCCAAUGGCUACCCCAAGCAUCUCGGACUUGCACAUGCCAAGCUACGUGUCAGCAGCCUCGAAGAAGUACGUGUUCAUUCAGGCUGUGCCAGCGCACGUCCAGCAUAACUUGGACGUCGGCCACCGCUCGUCAACUCAAUGGCCCGACGUCUACGAACUGAGCUCUGUCGCCAGUGAUGACGAUGCUCGGGUAUUGGAGGGCCAUCUUGACGGGACCGAAGACGGCUUGGGCAAUGUUCAAGUAGGAGAUGAACCAUUCUCGCGCACCUCGGCGUCGUCGGAUUUGCUUUCACGCUACCUCAGCCUUCAGAGUCAAGCAAGCUUGCCGGAGGAGAGCAUCAAUGGCUGCACUGAACUUUCAAUCGAUGUCCAGCUGCUCGACGUAGAAGGUUCUUUCGAUCCCAUCGCUUUCAAAGAAGGGCGUUUGAGACUCGAUGUCCGAUGGAUGGUCAAGCUUUCCGGUGAUGGAGUGGUUCAUCAAGCUCAGUCUUUCCAAGGCACCACGUCCCUUGGCUGCCAGCGCCGUGUGCGCACGACGUCUAUGGUUCAAGGUUGGCCCAGCAGCGAAGCGCCAAUCGCGCCCGAACUUAAGCCUCGUUCACUUGAUGACUUCAAAGGGACUCCACACUCGCGAGCUAGCUCAGAUGCACGAAGCUCAGGCCUCCUGAGUGCUUCACUGCUGCCGCAUACUCCGCGCCUCCCUAGCACACCCCCCAGUGGUUCUACUUUUUCGCCCAGGCCGUUUCUGCUACCGUGCAGUGCUGGUACCCGGAAGCGUCAAGAAUCAGCGCUAUCGAGCCUGCCCUCUGUCGUUGACCCUACUUCCACCAGGCCGGAAGGUACGCCCAGGCAACGGCAGGUCAGUGCUGGUAACAGCACAUUUGACGCACGCAAGAUGUCGCCACGUCGCCCUCCAUACAAGAGGUCCGACACGUACCACCCGUCUUUGAUCGCGUUGCCUCCACACAAGCAACCCCACGAUCCUUUUUCACCCAUGUCAUCUUCACCCACACGCCCUUUAUUCGACAGCAUCAGCGAGCACAACACUGAGCAUACACCGCGUAACCGCUUCUCGCGUCUCGACCAGCCCAUCAUGGAGGUCAGUCCUCCGGCAGGAUUAUACAGCGCUAGCACCAGUCUUGCAAGCAUUACAGGCAGCGCUAUGACCUGA